Hymenoscyphus albidus is the source of this 957-nucleotide messenger RNA. Lineage: Eukaryota; Fungi; Ascomycota; Leotiomycetes; Helotiales; Helotiaceae. The record is from the annotation of a GenBank genome assembly.
AUGCCAGACAGCCCCAAAACAUCUAAACAGGAUUCCGCCGCCCUGAAGAAUGCUACCAAUACCUUCCUCUCUAAAUUUGGUCCGGUUAUCUUCACCGCUGCUGUGGCUGCUGCUAAACACCAUCUCGAUGAAGACGAGCGCGAGCGUGAAAGGGCCGAUGAGACAUCCAAGAGAAGCCCCCACAGUCACUCCAGAGGUAACGAGGCAGAAGAUAGAGCGAGUGACAGAACCACCGAAGGCGAGCUCAGGAGAGAAUUAAGACAUCUCAAACGAAAGCUACGAAAGAAGGAACGGGAAGUUUUCCACCAUGACAGCGAAUCUUCAUCCUCGAAAGAAACGUCGCAAGGCUCGAUGAGUGUCAACGUUUCGACCAUAAUCGUGAAUGAUGAAGGAACGGUCUACGGCGAGGAACAACCUCAAGGUCGGUUAGAGAAAGAGGGCAGUUUUGAAAGGAAGACACCAAGGAAUGAUUACUAUCGGCAUCCCGAAGACAGAUUCUCGACCGCUGAACAAUCCGAGGAAGAAUCGGAUGUUGAAGUUGUGGUCGGGAUGAGAGACACGGAUAGCCAUCGACCGCACCAUCGCCAUCAACACCGCCAUCAUCAACGCAACUCAUCUCUUCCUCUACCCGAGGACAGACAAAAAGUUCUCCAGAACAGAGCCCUCGAGGCCUCAAAGGUCGCAGCACUUGCUGGGGUAAUCGAAGCACUUCACCUAAGCGACCGAAAGGGUCCAUGGAUUGGACCAAAGGGCAAACGAAUUGUUACAGCUACAGCAGCCUCCUUCAGGACUAGCUGGGCUCGAGGAGACGAUCCGGAGCUCUAUGAUGGGUUGGAGAUGGUAGCGAAUGUUGCGAGGGGUUUGGUUGUAACGAGAAUCAUUCAUGGGAGUAGUAGCAGAGUUGAGCAUGAUUGGAGGGGGGAAAGACGUGGAAGGAAGAGGAGGAGAAGUUUUUAG